CGGCCUGUACGGCGCCCUAGGCGGUCGCCUAGUUCGCCUAUGCCUAAGGCCGGGGGAGAGUGGAUUUUCUAGGUGCUGCUGCACACAAAUGUAAUAAUGGGUUAUACGGUUUGUUAUUGUACCUAAACGGUUUGUUCAUGUAUAUUUUUGUUAUGUAUAAAUUGUCCUUCCUAUUUGUCUUGGAUCGUUAACAUUUUUGGAAAAGCUUGUCAGUCUGGAUCUGGAAGAGUUACCCUUCUUUCGCAGUUGGAGUGACUCCUCACAUUUGUCUUCAAUGCCUUCAGCCCUGGCUAUUUUCACUUGCCGUCCAAAUUCACACCCUUUUCAGGAGCGACAUGUCUACCUGGAUGAGCCAGUCAAGAUUGGGCGUUCAGUGGCCCGUUGUCGUCCAGCGCAAAACAAUGCCACUUUUGAUUGCAAGGUGUUGUCUAGGAACCAUGCAGUCCUCUGGUUUGAUCACAAGACAGGAAAGUUUUAUCUUCAGGACACUAAAAGUAGCAAUGGUACCUUCAUUAACAGCCAGCGAUUGAGCCGAGGAUCUGAGGAAAGUCCACCAUGUGAGAUUCUUUCUGGUGAUAUAAUUCAGUUUGGGGUGGAUGUGACGGAGAACACUCGGAAAGUCACUCAUGGGUGCAUAGUAUCUACAGUCAAACUCUUUCUGCCAGAUGGUCUCGAAGCUCGAAGACGGUCAGAUGUUAUCCAAGCUCCUUUACCACUUCCUGUUGAUAAGGUUGCUGCUAAUUCUCCAAGUAUGUACUCUCAGGAACUAUUCCAGCUUUCACAGUAUCUGCAGGAGGCCUUACAUCGGGAACAGAUGGUGGAACAGAAGUUGGCCACCUUACAGAGACUACUUACCAGUACACUGGAGGCAUCUGACAGUAGUUGGCAGGCUUUAAUAGAUGAAGACCGACUACUGUCAAGAUUAGAGGUUAUGGGAAACCAAUUACAAGCUUAUUCAAAAAAUCAAACUGAAGAUGGAAUACGAAAAGAACUUGCUGCACUGCAAGAGGACAAACACAACUAUGAAACAACUGCAAAAGAGUCCCUGAGGCGGGUCCUUCAGGAGAAGAUUGAGGUGGUUCGCAAACUCUCUGAAGUGGAGAGGAGCUUAAGUAACACAGAGGAUGAGUGUACCCACCUAAAGGAAGUGAAUGAACGAAUUCAGGAGGAGUUAAGGGAACUGGCUAAUAAAUAUAAUGGAGCAGUAAAUGAAAUCCGAGAUCUUACAGACAAGUUAAAGCAGGCGGAGGCAAAACACGAGGAAAUCCAGCAGAAAAGUUUGUCUGAGAAAAAGGAACUACAGCACAAAAUAGAUGAAAUGGAAGAAAAAGAACAAGAGCUACAUGCCAAAAUUGAAGCACUCCAAGCAGAUAAUGACUUCACCAAUGAACGACUAACUGCAUUACAAGUGCGGUUAGACCAGCUUCAGGACAAAAAUAUUAAGGAACACAACAACAUCGAGCACUUUCUUUUAAAGAGUGGAGGGGACUGCACUUUUAUCCAUCAGUUCAUAGAGUGCCAGAGUGUUAUAGACACCCGUAUAGAAAAUAAUCAUGAAACAGAAGGAAAUUUAAGUAAUCCUGAGAGGCAGAAAGUUAAGCUUGCAAAGGAAGGGCAUCUUUCUAAAGGCAUGGAAGAAACUAAGCUCUUAAAAGAAAAUCAAGCUGAAGCACGAGAGUCUGAUUUGUCCGAUACACUUAGCCCAAGUAAAGACAAGAGCAGUGACGACACUACUGAUCAUUCUCACAUGGAAUCUGGUGAGGCAGAAAGGGACAUCCACUAUUUACGUAAGGAACUCCUGGAGGCUCAGGAACUAGCCAGAAGUAGCAAAUCAAAAUGUGUUGAACUUCAAGGAUUGCUUGAAGAGGAAAGACGGACAAAUAGGCAGCAAGUUGAGGAAUCUACUAAGCAAAUUCAUCAUCUUCAGGCCCAACUUCAGAACUUACAGAAAGAUAUAGAAACAGUUCGUGAAGAAAAGGAAAAUGAAAUCACAAGAGCUCGAGAUGAGUUAGCAAGUGCUUUAGAGGACAUUGCACUACUUCGGAAGGUAACCGAAGAGGCCGCAGCAGAAAGGGAUAGAUUAAUUAGUGAACUUCAGGAAGAGCUUUCAAAAGUUCGAUUUGAGCUUGAAAGAUGGAGAAAAGCCGCUUCAGAAUAUGAAUUAGAAAUCAGCAACUUGCAAGUCAACUUUGAGAUCCAGAGCCGUCAGCGUGAGGCAGAACAGAGGGAGGAAGCUAUUUUGCUUCGUGCUCAAGUUGAGAGCCUUAAAAAGAAAUGCGAUGCUUUGCAAACAGAAUGUGUAGCCCUGCAAAAAGAAAAUUCUAACCUAAUAGAAAAUCUUCAAAGGCAGGAAAAAGAGUUGCUCAACACUCAACAACAUAGUGUGGAACUGACCAAUGACAUCAGUGUACUUCAGGUGGCUCAUAAACAACUAGAAAGCCACAUGGGUGUCCUGAAAGAGCAACAUCUGCAGGAUGCAGCUAAACUGAAAUCUCAGCUUGUUGAAACUGAGACAAGAGCCAAGGACCUACAAAAAGAAUGUGAGAAAACGCAGGUUUUGCUUCUGGAGAUUAAGGAUAAAUUUCGAAGGACAGAAGAGGAAAAACAAUCUGUGACAGAGGAGCUCAGUCAGUGUAAAGAAAACCUGAAGCUGCUUCAAGAAAAAGAACAUAGUAAUCGAUGGCUACCUUGGAUGCCAGUGAUGGCAGUACUGGCUGCAGUGACAGUGGUAGUACUGUACCCAGGAUUUGGCAAGGCCUCACCUUAGGAGCCGCACACACAAAUUCGCCUACAGUCCUUGAGUCUGCAGCGCCAUAUGCUAAGCAAAAUAUGUUCAGUGUACAGCACUUUGGAAAGGAAAUACAGAUCUGCAAAACAGCAGAAGUGUAAAGUUAGGGUCAUUGCUUUAAAUGUAAAAAAUGUAACUGUAUAUGUAAAUAUGUAUUUGUAUAGAAUGAUAAGAACUACAAAUUGUGACUUGAUUUUACUGUAGGUAAUAUUUUGCUUGCAGUUUUUCCUACAAAUUUUAACUAAUAUGUUGGGACUCUAAAUACUGUUAUGGUGGCCUAACCUAGGCUUCUUGGUACCAAAUUAUUUAUAAUGUUCAAAUUUAUUGUUCUUGUAUCACAGAAACUGAUUGCCAGUUAAUAAUUUUUUUUCUGAUUGGAUAUAUAAGCUGAAUAUUUAACAUUAUAAGUACGGUUAUUGGGUAAGAGUUAGGAUGGGUAAGUGCCUCUUAGUUUACAGUUAUAACCACUCCAUCCCACUUUACAGCAGUGUGCCAUGAAUAGUCCUAUAUACCUUAAAGUAUGGAAGUACCACCAGACAGCCAGGCAUAAAUCAUUUUAAAGACUAUCUCUUGUGAUGGUCUUUUUUUUCCUUGAACUUACUCAAGUAUAAAUGUAAGUUUCCACUGGAAUAAAAUUCUGUGCAAUUCA
Messenger RNA from Protopterus annectens (West African lungfish), 3437 nucleotides. It is a transcript of the gene SLMAP, whose product is annotated as sarcolemma associated protein. NCBI's taxonomy places the organism in Eukaryota, Metazoa, Chordata, Ceratodontiformes, Protopteridae. Bases 275 to 2767 code for a protein of 830 amino acids. The transcript has 22 exons. Gene Ontology annotation, molecular function: protein binding. The record is from RefSeq and is a predicted model, not a curated record. Gene Ontology annotation, biological process: protein localization to plasma membrane; regulation of membrane depolarization during cardiac muscle cell action potential; acrosome assembly. Gene Ontology annotation, cellular component: acrosomal membrane.